GAGAGAACGAGAGAGAGAGAGAGAGAGAGAGAAAGGAAACCAUCGCUCGAAUUGUAAUGAAAGUUAAGAUUUUUUCGCCUAGAACACAUGAAUUAAUUGUUAUAAUGUUGACAAAUUAUCGUGAGGACUGUUUAAUCGACUAUGAUGAAAAUGAGACCAUCCUGCAUCAUAUUUGAGGCCUAUAAAACAGAAUAUUUCCUUGCCGUAACACCAGUAAACGCAAAUACAUAACUACGACUACUUAAUCUAACUAAACGGAGAAGCAUUUAUUUAUAGGCUUAAUUUACUUGUCACAAAUAGCGUCAAAAUCUCUCAGUUUUCAUAACGUGCGCUAUAAUAUUUUACAAAAAUUUCUGGAAACAAGGAGAAGCUCACCACGGCUGGGUAGCCUUUAAUUUUAGGUUCACUAGAUUAAAACUGAUCUGAGGAUAAACAACACGAACGACAAAUAUUUUCACAGACUUAUAAUAGAAUGAACUCUACGGACUUCCAGACUUUCGCCAAUGAUUUGGCACACUAUUCAGGGUAUCCAUUGAUUAUAAUCGGGGUGUUAGGAAAUAUUCUUUGCAUUUUCGUCCUAUUUCGACCCAAGAUGAAAGAAUCGAACAUUAGAACCUAUUUAAUAGGACUUUCUUUUAACGAUAUCGGUGUUUUCGUCAUUUUAAUGAUUGACAAAUGGCUUAGGCAUUCGUAUAGAAUCCAAUUACGAUUAACAUCGCAAUUUGCUUGUAAACUACUGCCGUUUCUGGAUAAAUACGUAUUGGAAACGUCAUCUUUGAUCGUACUGUUGAUCUCAAUUGAAAGGAUGGUUGCUAUCGUUUUUCCUAUUAGAUAUUAUAAUCUAAAAAGUAAACACCAACGAUUCGUGCUGUGUAUUAUGUUCUUUAUUCUAGUCGCUUUCAAUUCCCCUGCUCUAUAUUUCUACACAUUGAAUCAUUCUAAGUGCUAUGAUUCUGCACCAAAAUACUUCAUCAAAAUUAAAUACAUCAUCUUUUACAUAUUCUACUGGAUUUUACCUGUCAUUGGACUGUUGAUUACUAACGGGAUUAUAUUAUAUUGUUUGAAGAAACGCUCUGACUCGGUUAAUAUAAAGGCGAAGCAGCAAACUUUUUUGAAAUUAAAGCAAAAAGUUAAAGAAGGACUUUAUUUACUUUUUAUGAUCAGUGCUUUGUUCUUGCUGUGCACAAGUCCAUUUGCAAUAUGUGGAAUAGUGAUUACGACAUACAAAGGGAACAAGAAUACAACAUUUGCCAAGAAUGUAUUCGCUGUUUAUGUUUUGGCACAUUUCUUUUCUUAUUUCAAUAAUGCUUUGAACUUCGCUGUCUACAUGCUGGCAUCUUCAAGCUUUCGACAAGAAUUAAAAGGUUUUCUAAGAAUUAAAAGCAAAUGAAGAAAGCAUCGUCAUUUAUAUAAUAUUCAUGAUUGUGGAUUAGUACAAGUAACUAUCGCAGACACAUCUAGAAAUGUUUGGAACUGAUCAAAAUAAUAUAACAGAAAUAUGGAAUGCUACUGAUAUAAACAACAUCGUAAAGAGACAAGCGUUGAAUUUAAAACUAAAUAACUCCAAAAGAAUUCAACUUUCAUAUAUGAUGAUAUAAUUACUAAUUAUGGUGCAAUUGAACAUCUGAAGUUGAUGUCGUUUAACUAAACUCAAGGAUAAUUAUAAAGAAUAAAUUUAACGUAGAAAUUGAGUCUUUGCUAAAAUAUUCUGGCAUUGAAAUUAUUGAAUCCAUUGGUAUAAAACUCAAACUCUUACAAGUGUUAUUGGUUUUGCUGUAUCUAUGAGUCAGGCCAACCUGACACCAGGGCAAGUUGCAUCAAACCAAACCACCAUCUAUUAACUUUUUCCAUAUUUUUUUUUUCAUUCCCCGAACUGUGAAAUCAAUAUUCUUCUGGAUUAUAUCGUAAAUUCACUAUCAUAUUUUUAAGUGUAUUUCAGGUGCUACACCAAAGUCAAAAAUUUAAUAAAUAUAUAUUUUUAAAAUUCUUAAUAUAUAUAUAUAUAUAUACAUAUAUGAAUGCGCCGUGCGUGUGAGGUGUACAUAAUGCAAACAAUAUUAUAUAUAUAAAACAACUUACUUUAAUGAAUAUAUUUUAAAAAGUCGGAGAAAACACAUAAUCAUACACACGCGCACACGUGCAAGCACACUUUGUACAUAUAUACGUACAUACAUACAUACAUACAGACAGACAGACAGACAGACAGACAGACAUAACUAUGUGUGUGUUUGUGUGUUUGUGCGUAUAUACAGUAUUUGUAUUCAUGUUAUGCUCAGACGAAAUGAUGUUUGAACUCUCUUUUAUAAACUAUAUUGAAAUUAG
Molecule: messenger RNA, 2322 nt
Organism: Octopus bimaculoides (California two-spot octopus)
Lineage: Eukaryota; Metazoa; Mollusca; Cephalopoda; Octopoda; Octopodidae
Product: galanin receptor type 2
Biological process (GO): G protein-coupled receptor signaling pathway
Cellular component (GO): plasma membrane
Molecular function (GO): G protein-coupled receptor activity
Source: RefSeq, a predicted model, not a curated record